AUGUUCAGCAUGGGCCCGACAUCAUUCGGCCGUGCCAACACGGGCCUUCAACUUGGAAAUAAUCAUGGGACAAUCGGGACAAUUAACAUUUCAUCCGACCGACCGGAAAACCCAGAGAAGACAGACAACGAGCUGCUCAGGUCUCUAGCAUUCCCACAGAUGCUAGACCGGAGGGACAAUAUCGAGGCACGUCACACUAAUACCUGCGAAUGGAUUUUGGAGCUGGACGAAUAUCAGUCCUGGAGGAAUCAGCCCUGUGGUCUAUUAUGGGUGAAGGGCAAGCCGGGUGCGGGCAAAUCAACCUUGAUGGUCUUCCUGCGCGACAGACUCAGCGAAUUACAAGACGGCGGCCGGGGUGUUCUUCGGCUCGACUUUUUCUUCACCGCUCGGGGCGUGGAGCUGCAACGUACACCACUAGGGAUGCUUCGAUCAUUGUUAAACCAAAUUUUUGUUCAAGAAGCGACCAUACGCCCUUAUGUGCGAGAGAUCUAUGACCAACGAUGUAGGCAGUUUGGCUUCGGUGAACGCAGGUGGGAAUGGCCACAGACAGUGCUAGAAGAGUUACUCGCAAGCGCGGUCCUAGCAUCAGCCACGAAACAGCAUGUGAUCAUUUUCGUGGAUGCGUUAGAUGAGGCUGGCGCUAAGUCCGCUCAACAGCUCGCGGCAUACUUCCAUCGUCUUGUUGAUUAUGCUGAUAAAAAGAAGCUACCCCUUCAGGUCUAUAUCUCAUGUCGACACUAUCCUAUUACGGAAUGUCCCCAGACAGUAGCGAUACAUGUCGAAGACCACAAUAAAGAUGACAUUGCUACGUAUAUUAAGGACACGCUUCUUCAGACAGACUUCGGAGAAGUUUCCAGUCAAGGGACGAGAGACGUCCUGGUAGAAGAACUGGCCCAACAUGCCAAGGGUGUCUUCCAAUGGGCCCAUCUUAUAAUGCCAUUUAUUCAGCAACAAAUUGGCGAAGGAGAGUCAAUCAGCGACAUGCGGGAUUGGUUGUGCGAGGUCCCAGCCGACCUGGAAGACGUCUACACGUAUGUUCUGAGCAACGUGAUCACGGCUAGGAAUCGAGACCAAUCAUUCUUAUUCUUCCAAUGGGUGUGCCUGGCCGAGCGACCCCUAACUAUAGUCGAAAUACGAUAUGCGUUGGCGGCCAAGGAUGCUCAAAUAAAACCGCCUCGAACUGGAUGGGAGAGGCUCCGCGGCUUCGUCGAAAGCAAUGAACACAUGAAGCGAAGAGUCAAGGCUCUUUCGGGUGGACUGGCUGAGGUAGUUUUAAGCGGCGACGACGAGGAGACCGUACAGGUAGUACACCAGUCGGUCAACGAUUUCUUGCGCACAAAAGGACUGUCCCUUCUAUACAUUAGCAUCAAGGGGGGAAUCGGGACUCAGGAUAUGAAAAACAUUCUCUCUCAGUCCCAGGGGACUCUCUAUCGAUCAUGCCUGGUUUAUCUUGCGACCAUCUGCUCAGACAAACAAACAAGUGAAUUCCAGAGAUCAAGGAUUGAGCUUGUCCGUGAUCGUGCGUUUCUUGAAUAUGCGACUAUCAAUCUGUUUAUUCAUGCAGAAAAAGCCGCCGACUCUCGAGGUGCCUUGCUAGAAAAUGAGAAAGCCAUUCUGCAUCAAAUAACCAGUUUCUGGGUUCAAAUCUACCAGUGCCUUGAUGUUCAUAUCAUAACCUGUCCACCUAGUGGCACAACGAUUUUACAUAUGGCUGCCGCUGCGAAUCUGCUUGACCUGAUUCUUUCUGUGUUGUCAGGUGGCGAGGAUAUUGAAAGGAGAAACGAAGUGGGACAUACGGCGUUACAUUUCGCAGCACGGGUAGGAAACACGAGGGCCGGCAAAAUUUUGCAGGAAAAAGGAGCAAACCGAGAAGCAGAAACCUACUACGGAGCGACUUGUUUAAUGGAGGCGAUCAGGGGGGGGAAAUUUGGAAUUUGUGGACUGGCUCCUAGAUGA
This is a messenger RNA of Penicillium chermesinum, 1956 nucleotides long. RefSeq names its product ankyrin repeat domain-containing protein. NCBI's taxonomy places the organism in Eukaryota, Fungi, Ascomycota, Eurotiomycetes, Eurotiales, Aspergillaceae. The record is from RefSeq and is a predicted model, not a curated record. The coding region runs from base 1 to 1956 and encodes 651 amino acids. The transcript is spliced from 3 exons. Gene Ontology annotation, molecular function: protein binding.